GGCGGUGCGGCCCCGCCCCUGUCGCCGUGGUUACGAGUCAAGAUGGCGGAAGAGGGUGCUCCUGGCCGGCGCGGGGAGCGGGAGCGGAACGAGGAGGCGCCGGUGGAGCGCGGCCCCGGCGCGGCUUUUCACAUGUUCGUGCUCAUGGAGGACCUGCUGGACAAGCUAAAACUGCUGAGCUACGAGGAGGAGGCGCUGCUGCGCCACAACAUGCGGCCUCUAUCCAGGCACUACUUUGCGCUGCCCACCAAUCCCGGAGAGCAGUUCUUCAUGUUCUGCACGCUUGCCGCUUGGCUGAUCAGCAAAGCAGGACAUCCCUUCGAGCAGCCGCAGGAGUACGAUGACCCCAAUGCAGUGAUUUCAAACGUGCUCUCAGAGCUGCGGUCCUUUGGAAGGCCUGUGGAUUUUCCUCCCUCAAAAUUAAAGACAGGCUGUGGAGAGCAAGUGUGCUAUGUUCUUGAUUGUUUAGCUGAAGAAGCCUUGAAACACACUGGGUUUAGCUGGAAAAGGCCAGCAUACCCAACAGAAGAGCCAGAAGAAGAAGAAAUAACAGAAGAUGAUGCAGAAUUAACACUUAGUAAACUGGAAGAGGAUGUUGCAGAAGAAGAGUCAGACAAUGAAGAAAAUUAUAUUGACCUGAAUGUUUUAAAGGCACAGACGUACAGAUCAAACAUGAAUGACACUGCAAAGCAAGAAGAGAUUUUACAGUCCACAACAGAUGCAGCAGAAUGGAACCUGGAAGUGGAACGUGUGCUUCCACAGCUGAAAGUCACAGUCAGGACUGACAAUAAGGAUUGGAGGAUUCAUGUAGAUCAAAUGCAUCAGCAUAAGGAGGGAAUUGAUUCUUCUUUGAAAGAAACUAGGGGUUACCUUGACAAACUCCAUAAUGAAAUCAGCAGAACACUGGAAAAGAUCAAUAGCAGGGAAAAGUACAUCAACAAUCAGUUGGAGCACUUGGUUCAAGAAUACCGUUCAGCACAAGCCUUGCUGAGUGAGGCUAAAGAGAAGUACCAGGAGGGAAGUGGAGGAGUAACUGAAAGGAUUAAAGUGCUUUCUGAGAUUACAGAAGCAUUAGAGAAAGUAAAGCAGGAAACAGAAGAGAAAGGAAGCAGUAUGACUGAUGGUGCUCCUCUAGUGAAGAUUAAACAGGCCUUAACAAAAUUGAGGCAAGAAACCAUUCAGAUGGACAUACAGAUUGGUGUGAUGGAACACACAUUGCUUCAGUCAAAGCUGAAAGAGAAAUCCAAUAUGACUAGAGAUAUGCAUGCAACUGUGAUUCCAGAAGCGGCAGUAGGCACCUAUUAAAAUAGGUUGGACCUGACUUGGUUUGCCCAAAAUGCAGUUUUCUACCAUUUGUUUUUUUGCGAGUUCAGAGGUUUUGUUUAUGUUGUGUUUUGUUUUCCUGUUGCUUUUGAACAAGAUGCUUGUUAAAAGAUGCACUUUUUAAGGAAGUAACUUUAGACUCAAGAGGGAGCCAUGUUUAGUUUUGUGCUGUAAAGAUUUACUGCAUAUCUCUUCCAAAUAUACUAAUAAAUUCUUGUUAGUGAA
Molecule: messenger RNA, 1548 nt
Organism: Serinus canaria (Common canary)
Lineage: Eukaryota; Metazoa; Chordata; Aves; Passeriformes; Fringillidae
Gene: IFT57
Product: intraflagellar transport 57
Exons: 11
Coding region: 43-1305 (420 amino acids)
Biological process (GO): non-motile cilium assembly; intraciliary transport
Cellular component (GO): cilium; centrosome; intraciliary transport particle B
Source: RefSeq, a predicted model, not a curated record